CACCCAUUGACAGUAAUAAAAAGUCUCUCCAACGAUGGAGGUCACUUUAAUCGAGUGGAUAAUAACACUAUCCGUCUUAUCGUGCGGUGUUUACUACUAUUUUGUGAAGAAUUUUAAUUUCUGGAAGUCGAGAGGAGUUGCAGGACCGGAGCCCGGUUUCUUUUUCGGAAAUAUGAAAUUCUUGAUAACCGGAAAGGAAAGUUGGACCGCAUUUCUACGGCGAAUUUAUCAAAAAUACAGCGACGAACCACUGGUUGGAAUCUACGCACACAGGGAGCCAGUUCUCAUUAUGAAGGACCUUGACCUUAUUCAGGCAGUUCUCAUCAAAGAUUUCGGCAAUUUCAUCGAUCGAGGGAUGAAGGUAGAUGUGCACGACGUCCUCUCGAAUAACUUAUUCAUGCUCGAUCCCAAAAAAUGGCGCCCACUGAGGAUGAAGUUGUCACCGGUCUUCACAUCCGGCAAACUCCGUGACAUGUUCUACCUUCUCAACGAAUGCGGUAAUCGAGUAGAAAAAUAUCUGGAAAAAUUUGAUGGUCAGUCUGUUGACAUGCGCGAUAUAGCUGGAAAAUUUGCAACCGACGUCAUUGGCCUCUGCGCCUUCGGAGUAGAAGCGAAUGCACUGGAGGAAGAGGACAGCGUCUUCCGGAAAAUGGGUCUGCAUUUGCUGCAGUCAAUGGCGAGCUUGAAAGCUCUGUUGAAAAUGUACCUCAUGGACAUGCUGCCGACUGUGUACAAAUUCGUUGGCGGGCUCACCGCUGAGCGGGAAAUUCAAAAGUUCUUCAUCGACUUGACGCGUGAUACGAUGGAGCAGAGGGAGAAGAUGAACAUCACGAGGCACGACUUCAUAGAUCUACUGAGAUCUCUCAAGGAGGAGCCGAAUCAGAUCGAUGACAUUGAGCUGACGGAUGGAGUAUUGGCAGCUCAACUAUUUGUAUUUUUUUUCGCGGGCUUCGAGACGUCGUCGUCGACCAUCAGCAAUUGUCUGUUCGAACUCGCCAUGAAUCACGACAUUCAGGAUCGAUUGCGGGAAGAAAUCGAGCGAGAACUGGGGAAAUCCCGGGAGAUCACGUACGAGGGGAUCAAAAGGAUGAAGUAUUUGGAUAUGGUGGUGAAGGAGACCUUGAGGAAGUACUCACCCCUUCCAGUGCUCAUGAGGAAGUCCGCAGAGGACUACACAUUCCCGGGGACUAACAUAAGUAUUCCUGGCAAAACCGGGAUCUUGAUUCCCAUUUGCGCUAUUCACAAGGACCCCAAUUACUAUCCAGACCCUGAAGUCUUCAAUCCUGAGAACUUCACGGAUGAGGCAGUGCAGAAUCGACAUCCGAUGGCGUAUUUAUCGUUCGGCGAUGGCCCGAGGAACUGCAUUGGUGCAAGAUUCGGCAGCAUUCAGACGAAAAUCGGCAUCGCCAAGCUCUUGCAGAAUUUCGCAGUAGAUAUUUGUGAUAAAACCGAUAAGAAUUAUACGCUAAAUAACCGGGCCUUUAUGCUACAACCGAAGAAUGGUAUUGUCCUCAAAGUAACAAAGCUCUCCUCAUGAUAAGAUACUGUAAAUUUCCUCUCGUCUUUUCAACCUGACAAACGAUUUCCUAACGAUAAACACGUUAUACCACCGUAAUUUUUUUACGUCUUUCGUGUGAAUAACUGCGGUCUAUCUUCUGAUAAUUAUUCUUACGAGAAAUGUAAAUAUUCUUGUCUAAUAACACUCGGUGGCACUACAAAGUCGAAUGACAUGCACUGUCGUAUUUUUUUUCUAAUGUAUGACUAUCAAUAUUUACCAGAUUAUUGACAAAAAAAUGAAAAAUACAUUAUCUUCAAGAACCGGA
Molecule: messenger RNA, 1823 nt
Organism: Diachasmimorpha longicaudata
Lineage: Eukaryota; Metazoa; Arthropoda; Insecta; Hymenoptera; Braconidae
Product: probable cytochrome P450 6a13
Exons: 2
Coding region: 35-1537 (500 amino acids)
Molecular function (GO): iron ion binding; heme binding; monooxygenase activity
Source: RefSeq, a predicted model, not a curated record